Messenger RNA from Anneissia japonica, 2326 nucleotides. RefSeq lists its product as uncharacterized. The transcript is spliced from 6 exons. Bases 155 to 1741 code for a protein of 528 amino acids. The record is from RefSeq and is a predicted model, not a curated record. NCBI's taxonomy places the organism in Eukaryota, Metazoa, Echinodermata, Crinoidea, Comatulida, Comatulidae.
GCUUGCUUCUCUAGUUACGAAAUAGAUUAAGAAAGCCUGCAGACAUUUGAUUACUUUCACCGACUCCAAUUAGUGACGAUGAUUAUAGCUGUCAGCAACAUGCGACGUAGUAGAUGAUCUAUAGGCCCAAAUACGAUUAACAAAAUCAACCAUCAUGAGUAGUUCGGGAAGAGAGCAGCUGCGGAUGAUGGGCUUGAAUGUAACCGCAAGAGAUCCAACUAUGGAUGCCCGUACAGUACAUUCGGUUAAUGUUAAUAACAAGAAAGUUCGCGUUAAACACGAUCAAAUGACCAGGUUCAUAGAAAACGCACAAGAUGUGAGUGACCAUGCAUUUCGGCAAGAGGAAAGGGAACUGGUCCGACAGAUAGAAAGAUUACAGAGAGAUAAGUUGAGCCGUCACCAUCUUCCACACCAUAGCAGUAACCAUCGCUACCAACCCCAGGGUUCAAACGACUUGCAAACGUUUGCUGUACGUGACGACCACAAUCAACCCAUGUACGUGACGGUUACUGGUGGAGCAGAAAGAGACGCAUCAAAGAUUAGCGUACACCACGACGGCACUCAAUUACAUCAUCUUGGUAGCCAUCACUCUGGUGUCCAGCAACCCGUAGGUUAUGGCCACACAGUCAAAGAAUGGGCUCACGAAAUGGGUAUUGAACAAAAGGGUAGAAGAAGAAGCAUCCAUAGCACAUACCUGCCGGACCGGCGCACCUCUGGUUCCUAUAUCGGCGGACGUAGGGAUUCGCUUUUGAAUACUGGUCAUAACCAACAGCAUUAUGACAACAGCAGCAGCUUCCAUCGACCUGAUGCCGCUAGCCAUCGAGCUAUUCGUCAGCAGGUCAGAGUUGACCAAAGCAAUGCUAAAAAGCCUUCGUUUUCUUCUCUACAUAAUCACCGCCCAUCGGACCACGCCGCUCGCACCAAAGGACAUUCGACGACUGGGGGGACGGCUGACGUUUUUAGUAAACCGAAUAUCAAGCCUAAACAUCCCGAAUCAACAGCUUCAUCUAGUAAGACAUCAGAUUGUACCAGAGGUCACCCUAAAAUGGCGAGUGAGCCGGUGUUGUCAAAGGGAAAGGAAAAAGAAAGGGAUAGAAUUGCACGGAGUGCCGUCAAAUCCCAACAACCAAAAUCUCAAACGAAGAAACCACAAGAUAAUGACAGGGCUAGUAAAAGUUUACAUCACGUUCAAACGAAACAAAAAUCAACUGAGUCUAAAAUAUCAAAUAAUUCACCCGGUAACGAAGCAGCGACACGCAGACGUGGAAGUACACACGAUUCGCAUCUUGGCACCAGUAAGGCAAAGACGGAGAAAAAUGGUGCUCGUACCCAAUCAAAGUUGCAUCAACCGAACUACGAUCUUUCAGGUCUGACCUCACAUCCUGGUCAUCGCCUGCAACUAUCACGUGAGACACUGGAAGAAAUACACGCGCUGGUGGAUCAGGGUCAGGGAAGCCUCUUGUCAACAUCUAUGGGAACUCUGAGCCGUAAGCAGCAACAGCGACUCUUGGCUCUCCAGAUGCUGUCACAAAGACUGCCGUUGCAGCAGCAUGAAGCGCCAGAAUUCAACGCCUUCGAAGUGCUACAGAGUAGGUAUCUAAGGUUGUCAGACUCUAACAUCGCGAACCUGAUGGAUAUCUGCAAAGAUGAAGGCAUAGAGGUUGGCAUCCAUCCACAUAUGAAUAUUGAUGACGUCGGAAAAAUCGUGUUUGCUGAAGGAGACCCUGCUGCAGAGAAAUGAUUAGACUUGUAUAAUGUUGAUGAUGUGCAUAUGCAUAUUGAUGACCCUGCUGCAGAAUGAUUAGACAUGUAUGAGUCAUAUCGUAUAAAAAAUACAUACAUCAGAUCUAUUUAUCUUGCAUCCUAUUUUGAAUUUGUAAAGAAAGAUAAAUUGAAAAUUACUUUGUAAAUCGAAUGUAAAUAAUCGUAUAUGAGAAUUAAAUUGAGGCAAUACAGGCAAUAAUAAAAACAACGAUGGUGCUUUAACAACAAAUAAAAGUUCAUAUAACUGUGGACGAAGCUAUGUACCGGUAUUUAUUUCUGUUUGUCUGUCUAUCCAGGGAGCCGUCAUAAUUACAAUUUAUUCAUUAGGCAUACAGGCUUAAGACUGCCAUAAUUCACAAUAGGCCUAGUUUAAUGCUAAUAAAAUGAUGUUAAAAAAGGAGAAUUAAUUUAAACAUAGUCGGUAUUUUCAUAAUCCGUGCGUAUCUUAAUUUAAGAAUCAGCUAGACUAGAUGAAAAAUACAAAAGGUACCGGUAAUAUAGCUAAUGGUUUUUUUGGCCGAUUUUUCGAGCCAGUCAUUUUCUGGUUGAUAUGUGUUCUGUG